GCUGCGCUGCUGCUGACGCGCUGCAGCUGCUGCUGCGUCAGGCUGCAGCUGCACGCGCCUCCGCAGACGGACCGCGCCUCCGCAGCCGCUCGGCCCGUCCUCCGUCUGCUCAUCAUGUCUUCGCGGCCGCAGCAGCAUUCGUCGCUGUGAGCCGGUUCAGAGGCAGCGGCGAGGACGCGGAGGAGCUCAGGAUGAUGUCGUCUUUCUACCAUCCCGGGAAGGAGGCGGACAUGGCGGCCAUGGCGGAGCCGCUGUGCCUGGAGAGAGAUGUGUGCAGAGUGAUCGAACUGCUGGACCGACUUCAGAGGACCGGAGAGCUCCCCCCUCCCAAACUCCAAGCCCUGCAGAGAGUCUUGCAGAGUAAAUUUUGUGCCGCUAUCAGAGAGGUGUACGAGCAGCUCUAUGACACUCUGGACAUUGUUGGGGGGCCAGAGGUACGAGCUCAAGCCACAGCAAAGGCCACUGUGGCGGCGUUUGCAGCGAGUGAGGGUCACGCCCACCCCAGAGUGGUGGAACUGCCAAAGACAGAUGAAGGGCUGGGCUUUAACAUCAUGGGAGGAAAGGAGCAGAACUCUCCCAUUUACAUCUCUAGAGUCAUUCCUGGAGGGGUGGCUGAUCGCCAGGGGGGGCUGAAGAGAGGAGACCAGCUGCUGUCAGUCAAUGGAGUGAGUGUGGAGGGGGAGCAGCAUGAGAAGGCUGUGGAGCUGCUCAAAGCUGCUCAGGGAUCCGUCAAACUGGUCGUCCGCUACACCCCAAAGGUUCUGGAGGAAAUGGAGGCUCGCUUUGAGAAGAUGAGGAGCGCCCGGAGGCGUCAGCAGCACACCAGCUACUCGUGAGGCUGCUUGUCUCUUGAAUCCAGAGGCUAAUGAAUCUCCACCUCAUCGCUCCACCCAUCCGGAUUCUGCCUCCAGAAGAUGAGAAAGAACAGAAAAUAGUCUCCACCCAACAGCUGUUUUCUGGAGCGAACAAUUCAGGAUCUCUCCUUUCUUCCUGUUCCUCAGAAAGUGCUGAGUGUCGUCAGAUGAUUCCUGUAAAAUUACCUCGUCAUUGUGAAGUUGUCAGCAUCGCUCAUCUUCUGCCUACACGUCUCCUUCUAUGUGUGUGGCUCGUCUGGAGGCUAAUGUCAGUGUGGUCAUGUGUUUGUUCUGUUUCUCAGCAGAGGAGUGAAGCCUUCAGCCUUUAUCACUCCAACACAAACCUGAGCUAGAGGGCUAAUAGUUCACACUAUCAAGAGCUACAGUUACCUCAACAGUUACCUUUGAGAUUGUUUUGUAUUUAUUCCAGUAGUCGUGUGUUUGCAUAACUGUCCAUGAAAUAAAUUUUCAUUUCAAGUCUUCUGCAUCA
Oryzias melastigma (Indian medaka) is the source of this 1344-nucleotide messenger RNA. RefSeq names its product lin-7 homolog B (C. elegans) (gene lin7b). The transcript is spliced from 6 exons. Gene Ontology annotation, cellular component: synapse; cell-cell junction; MPP7-DLG1-LIN7 complex. Bases 192 to 836 code for a protein of 214 amino acids. Lineage: Eukaryota; Metazoa; Chordata; Actinopteri; Beloniformes; Adrianichthyidae. Gene Ontology annotation, molecular function: L27 domain binding. The record is from RefSeq and is a predicted model, not a curated record. Gene Ontology annotation, biological process: maintenance of epithelial cell apical/basal polarity; neurotransmitter secretion; protein localization to basolateral plasma membrane.